Messenger RNA from Peronospora belbahrii, 1479 nucleotides. NCBI's taxonomy places the organism in Eukaryota, Oomycota, Peronosporomycetes, Peronosporales, Peronosporaceae. The record is from the annotation of a GenBank genome assembly.
AUGCAGCGAUUAUUUCAGACUGGACUUUGUAAGAAGAAUGUCUGGCAACGUGUGACUAUUUUUAAUGUCCAUCGUGCCAAUCCUGUUGCCCGUGUUGAGGCUUCCAUGACCAUUUCGGUCCGGACUUUUAGUUCAUCACUACCAGACCAUGAGGUUGUUGGUCUACCAGCUCUAUCUCCUACUAUGGAGGUUGGAACGAUUGCCAAAUGGAACAAACACGAGGGUGAACACAUUUCAGCUGGUGAUGUCGUUUGUGAAGUAGAAACGGACAAGGCUGUCGUUGACUUUGAGGCGACGGACGAUUCAUAUCUUGCCAAGAUCCUGGUGCAAGCUGGUUCUGGUGAAGUUGCUGUAGGUAAACCAAUUUUCGUGACUGUGAUGGAGGAAGAGGACGUUGCUGCCUUUAAGGAGUUUUCGGCUGACGAGAUCCCUACUGAAGAUGCUUCCCCGGCUACCCCUGCUGUUGAAGCUGCCCCGGAUACCCCUGCUGUUGAAGCUGCCCCAGUUGCUGCAAACGCCACUACUACAACUCCUGUCUCUGGUGCUUCAGAUGCUGCUCCUGCCUCGGGUCGCGUGUUUGCCAGUCCGCUAGCCAAAAAGAUUGCCCGUGAGUGUGGUGCUGUGUUGUCCGUGAUCAACGGUUCUGGUCCCAAUGGCCGUGUCAUCAAGGCGGAUGUGGAGGAUGCUCUGGCUAAUGGCACUGCUGCGCCGGCUAUGGAGACUUCUGCUAAUGCAUCGUCCCCGCCUGCCGCCGCCAGCUCAACCACCACUACCACUAACCACACGGACUAUCCGAUCAGUCCGGAGGCUCAGGCCAUUGCCCAGCACCUGACAAAGCAGAAGUUAGAGGUGCCACACUACCACUUGUCGACAACCUUGACGCUCGACAAGCUGCUUGAUGCGCGUGCCCGCCUGAACGCUGGCCGUGGUGAGGACGAACAGCUUUCCGUGAAUGAUUUUAUCGUGCGCGCCGCUUCUCUUGCCAUGCGUAAGGUGCCAGACGCCAACUCGAGCUGGAAGGGCUCAUUCAUUCGUCAAUUCAACGAUGUGAAUGUGAACCUGAUGAUGACGUCAGCUACGGGUGGUCUCGUAGCUCCCGUACUUACCCAGGUGAACCGUAAGGGUCUGGACGACAUUCGUAAGGAGACGCAGGAAGCUGUGGCUAAAGCGAAUGACGGUGUUUUCAAGCCGGCUGACCUGGCCAACGGCACCUUUACAAUCUCCAAUGUUGGCCAGUUUGACGUGCAGUCGUUGGCCGGUAUUGUGCGUCCCGAGCAGGCGUGCAUGCUCGGCCUGGGCACAAUUGAGAAGAAGGUGGUGCCGAACGACGAUCCAAAUGCUGAGCAAAUUUAUAAGUAUGCACAGGUAAUGACCGCCACGCUUGCUUGCGACCACCGCGUCAUUGACGGCGCUGUUGGUGCGCAGUGGUUAGCCUCCUUUAAGGAGCUUGUGGAGGACCCGCUGAAGAUGAUCCUGUAA